AUGGCUUCUUCAUUCUCAACUCAAUUUCUUCAAUCUCACAACACACUUUCUCAUCUCCAGGGUAAUUUUAGACAAGAUGUGUCUCUGUUUCAAAGGUCACAAACCGUAUCACGGAUUGGUUACACCAAAUCAUUGUCAUCAAAAUCACGUUUUUCUUUGAAGUUGUCGACCACGCAACAAUCUGGAGCAAAGUCAAUUAGAUAUAGCAGAGUUACAUGUGCUGCUGCUGAAAAUGUUCAAGAGCUGCAAGCCAAAGUGACUACCAAAUGCUUCUUCGAUGUAGAUAUUGGGGGUAAAGCUGUCGGCACAAUUGUUUUGGGCUUGUUCGGAGAGGUUGCUCCUAAAACCGUUGAAAAUUUCCGCGCUUUGUGCACAGGAGAAAAAGGAUAUGGUUACCAAGGAUGCUCCUUCCAUCGCGUAAUCAAAGAAUUCAUGAUUCAGGGAGGGGACUUCACUGAAGGAAAUGGAACUGGCGGAAAGAGUAUCUACGGUUCUAGUUUUGAAGAUGAGAGUUUUGAUUUGAAGCAUGUUGGUCCUGGAGUUUUGAGCAUGGCCAAUGCCGGUCCUAAUACCAAUGGUAGUCAAUUUUUUAUUUCCACCGUAAAGACUCCAUGGUUAGACGAUCGGCAUGUUGUGUUUGGACAUGUCAUUGAAGGAAUGGAUGUUGUGAGGACACUUGAGUCUCAGGAAACAAGCAGGUUAGAUAUCCCUGUGAAGCCUUGCAGAAUUGUUAAAUGCGGAGAAUUGCCUCUAGAUGGUUGA
Vicia faba (fava bean) is the source of this 762-nucleotide messenger RNA. NCBI's taxonomy places the organism in Eukaryota, Viridiplantae, Streptophyta, Magnoliopsida, Fabales, Fabaceae. The record is from the annotation of a GenBank genome assembly.